Molecule: messenger RNA, 3579 nt
Organism: Odontomachus brunneus
Lineage: Eukaryota; Metazoa; Arthropoda; Insecta; Hymenoptera; Formicidae
Product: patched domain-containing protein 3-like
Exons: 10
Coding region: 387-3236 (949 amino acids)
Cellular component (GO): membrane
Source: RefSeq, a predicted model, not a curated record
CAUGAGCGCCCAAAAGGAACGCAGCCAUUGUCCUCGAAGCAUACUCGACAGAUUAGGUUAGGCAAACUGCGCUUCUCAUAAUUGGAGAUAUCAUAUAUGUACAAUACAUAUACGAAGAUCAUAACGUAACAAGUCACAAUGGAAAGUGAUACUAAGUGUUUCGGAAUAUCUUCUAUAUUUACGAUAAAAUCAUAUUUACAAUACCAUUCAGAUAUGCCUUAGGGAUAUGCAUAAAAAAGUUAUACAGUUUACCUUGGCCGUACGUUUCAGAGGUUAGGAAAAUACAUGUCAAGAGUCGUCGUUAAACAUAUUAGCAAUGUAAUCUUAAAUCAGUUAUUAACGAUUAGUCAUCCUGCAAAAUGCAGUCCGUCUAACUGCCUUAUAUCAUGAACAACUGUAAGAGAAAAAUGGAACUGGAUGAGGAAUGUACAAGAAAAGAACCGUGCUAUAAAUUUUGUCACAAUUUACCAGUGCACAUCUCCAAAGGUGUAGAACGUUUCUUUUAUUUGCUUGGCAUAAAGAUUGCUCAAAGUCCAAGAAAAUGGAUGGUGGGAUGUUUCGUUGUGAUAUUGAUCUGCAUAUUAGGUUUAUUCCGCUUUAGACAAGAAAAGAAUCCAAUAAAACUUUGGAAUUCUUCAAAUGAUAAGUUUGUAUUAGAUACUGAGUGGCUAAUGUCACAUUAUGAGGAAGCUUUAAGAAUUGAGAGCUUUAUUUUAACUGGUGACAAUGUCUUAGAACAGCAAGCACUAAUUAAGUUAAAUGAGUUAACUAAAGAAAUGAUCUCUACUCAAACAGCAAUGGACAAAAUUUCUUGGACUGAUAUUUGUAUGAAAGUUCCUGCCAUUUCGGGCUAUAUAAAUAGAAAAAAACGACAAAGCUCUCUUUUUGAAGACAAUUUCUUCAAUGAUGAUCUCUUCUCAAAAAUAAAUGAUUCAACUUUUGAACCAGCUGUUCAUGCUAAUACUGAAUUAUACUGUAACAUAUUUAACAGUUUGCCUAAGGCUUGCCUUAUAUUUAGUAUCUUAGAUAUAUGGAAUUUCGAUAGUGCUAAAAUUAAGAACAAUACAAUGAAUGAAAUCAUUGAAAAGAUAAACACAGUGAAAGUUAGUCCCACACUGGGUCAUCCUUUAAACUUCAGUGAAUUUCUGGGAGGCAUAACUCUAGACGAGAGUGGUAGGAUUGUUUCUGCAACAGCUGUAAAGACUUAUAUGAUGGUUCAUGUAAAUUUCCCUAAUGUGGACAUGGACAAAAUGGGAAACCUCGCGGGAACUGCUGAUUGGGCAACAGAGGAUAUACUGAAGUGGGAGUCGGCUUACCUGGAAGUUGCAAAAAAUAUUUCAAACGGAUUGCAAAACGGAAAUUCCUCAUUGAUGUUUUACUAUGAAGCUGGCAGAAGUUUUGGGGAUAUUAGCGGAGUAUCUAUAUUUCAAGAUAUAGAUAAAUUAGCUAUUGGAAUUGUGUUAAUGUUCUUAUACGUUUUGAUGAUUUUAUCGAAAGCAAACUGGGUAGAGUGGCGGUUCUGCCUUACUGCUACUGGCCUUUUGUGCGUGGGCAGUGCGUUCAUAAUCGCAAUCGGUGUAUGUUCUCUGAUCGGGAUCCCUUAUGGUCCGGUACACACGUCUUUACCGUUUUUGCUUUUGGGCCUCGGAAUAGAUGAUAUUUUUAUAUUUAUGGCGUCAUGGAAGCAGAUACAUGCCAACGAGUUAAUUUUAAAUAAGCCAUUGACUGAAAGAAUCGGCUUUGCAUUAGGUCAUGCCGGUUCUGCUAUCAGCGUUACUUCAUUUACUGAUGUCGUAGCGUUCAUUAUUGGCGCUACUACAAUAUUACCAUCGCUUCAGUCGUUUUGCAUCUACGCCGCGGUGGGUGUAUUCGUAACGUAUUUGAUGCAAAUUACGCUUUUUGUCAGCUGUUUUACACUGGACGCUAAGAGAAUAGAGGAAAAGAGAAAUGGGGCGUUACCGUGUAUCGUGCAUGAGAAAUUCACGCCCAAAUUGCUAGAUCCGAGCAAUACAUUCUCCUGGAGAUUUAUAAAUGUUUUAUACUCGCGUGUGAUAUUUACUACACCUGGGAAAGUUAUUAUUGUAUUAAUUACAAUCGCGGCGAUGUCCGUAGGCGUCAUGGGCUCUUUUCAGCUAAAACAAUGGUUCAAUCCAAUAUGGUUGUUGCCAAAAGAAUCCUAUUUAAAUCAAUAUGCCGCUGUUAUGUCACAAAAAUUUCCCGAUCAAGGAUAUGAAGCCUUUGUCAUUAUGGGGGAUGAUAUUGACUAUUCUUCUGAAUUACCUAAAAUAAUAUCUUUAACGGAAAAUUUAAAGAACGCAUCUUUCAUCCAAACAAUAGACCCAUGGCCAACCGUAUUCGCGAAAUUUAUGUCAACAUAUUAUGAUACAGAUAUAAGAACCAAGAAGAUCACAAACGAUGACUUUUAUUAUUAUUUAUCGAAAUUUCUCAUCAGUCGAGCCGGUGGCAAAUAUCGGAGAAAUUUUUUCUUCAACGAGACGUUCACGUGCGGUAAAAGCAUUCACGCAAUCGUCGUGGCGACUAUUGACUUCAGCUUCACGAGAUUUUCAGGCCCUGAUGAGUGGAUACCGGCGAUGGACAAUAGCAGAAACAUAGCAAACGAAGCGCAAAUUCGUGGAUUUGUAACGGUGUGGUGCAAAUUAUUUGGACCGUGGUCUACAGACAAAGUGAUUUCUCAAGAAGUAAUACGGAAUAUUGCGCUGGCACUAAUCUGCGUCAUAAGUACUACGGCUAUCCUCAUCGCCGAGUUCCAAACCUGCUGUUGGAUCUUGCUCUGUGUACUUCUCACGCUGUUAAAUGUUUGUGGCUUCAUGUACUUUUGGGGACUGACGAUAGAUAUAGUAUCCUGCAUCGGUCUCGAACUGGGCAUUGGUCUCAGCGUAGACUAUGCCGUGCACGUAGCACACGCUUUCCUGAAUGCUGAAUCACGAGAGGACGACCACAACGCUCGCACAACGCGAGCGUUGAUUGCGGUCAGAUAUAUCGGCGCGGCGGUUGCGUAUGGUGCCGGUUCGACGUUGCUUGCCCUCUCGAUGUUGAGCAUCUCAUCGUCCUACGUAUUUAUAACCUUAUUCAAGAUAUUCUUUUUGGUGGUUAUAUUUGGGCUUUGGCAUGGACUGUUCUUUCUGCCGGUUAUGUUUACCAUCAUUGGGCCGCGGAGCUUACACGUAACAAAGCUGCAGCCGAUGUCCGAGAAAGUCGCCGAUGACGAAAGUUGAAGAACGAAGAAACGAAUAUUUCUUUCAGGCAUUCUCGUUCUUUAUCAAUAAUAUUUAUUUUUGGUUCAAUAAACAUACAAAAUUAUUACACUAUCCGUACUAUUAAUCACACAUUUAUACAAAAAUAAUAAUAAUAAUAGUAAUACGUCGGAUAAUUUAAAAGCGAUAGUAUUUAUAGAUCUUUAUAUAAUAUAUAUAUUAAGAUUAAAAAAAUUAUAUAUAUAUAUAUAUAUAUUUAUAUAAGAAAUAGUAAACAAGUACAAAAUAAUGUAGCAAGGUUGAUAUAGAUUUAUUAUCAAUUAUCAUCGACCGUCGGAAAGGAACAUGACUAUUAUAAACGUAA